Bursaphelenchus okinawaensis is the source of this 1890-nucleotide messenger RNA. The record is from the annotation of a GenBank genome assembly. Lineage: Eukaryota; Metazoa; Nematoda; Chromadorea; Rhabditida; Aphelenchoididae.
AUGUCGGCGAUCGUAGAACAGCGUUUAAGCCAAAAGCUGAUGUUGUUGGAGAAUGGAGUGGCCAGAAUCGCAUCGAUGAAGGCCGAGUUGCGCGCGAACGCUGAAAAAGUGCGUCGCGAUGUUGCUGCGGCCGUGAAACAUCAAAUUUCGUGCCUGAGGGCAAGAGAGCAAGAACUUUUGAGUCAGUUGGAUCAGAUUGUGGCUGCGAGAGAAGAGAGCUUCAGUGAGCAGCAAGAUGUGAUUAGCAAGGCCAUAGGUAUGUGUAGGGAACAAUUAUUGUUAUUCAGGUUUAGGAGCUUGCCAGAACAGCUUCGAGACCAUCAAGACUGGAGGGUGUGAAAGCCUUGAAAUGGUAGAGAAGAUGCUUAUUCGGUAAGCUUUUCGUUUUUGAUGCUGUAUUGUUGUUAUUUACUCUUCUUGCUGUUUUACAUUGCCUUGGUCAAAAAUAUAUAUAAAAUCUGUCAAAGAAGCGAAUUGAAGAUUUUUACUGCUGGAAUAACACUGCUGAAAAUAGUGUUGAAAAUUAACUCGAAUGUUGAAAAGGCAUUGUUUUUUUGUUGUUGUUGGAUUCUCAGAAAUUAGAACUUUUUUUAAAAGUUUUGAACUUUUUCAAAUUUUGAAACUUGAUAAACAGUAUUGUGUUCACUUUUUGACCGGUCUGUACUCUUCUUUCUGGCUUUCGUUACGUGAUAUUAAUUUUAUGUUUUUAAUUAGUGCACUUUUUUCAAAAUAAUGUUUUAGUCUGAACGCAUUGAGUUUGAAGCCAAAAGGCAAUCCGAGCCUGGCCUUUGAGUUUGAUCCAUCUGAAUCACGCCUAGUUAGUGCCACUUUUGGCAACAUCUUCACCGACGUGCAUCAACAACUCGAGAGUCUGCCGAUGGACAUGGAAAUCUACGAAGACGACUUUCUGUCUCAUAAAACCGUAAUGCGACUGCCAGCUGAACGAGAUCUUGCCCAAAGUACGAUAAGCGAGGACUCGAACUGUUCUUUUGAAAUAAUCAGCCCGGAGGCGACUGAUAAGAGUCCCAUUGUGGGCACACACAUUGACGAGGUAAGGGAAAUUAAACUUUCAACACGAGUUUAUUGCUUCUUUGUAUGAUGGUGUACUUUGUUGCAGUAGGGAAAGUCUGACCAUCUAUCUGCGGGUGAUAAUAUUGCUUUGGGGUAUAUGUGAUGACUUUUGAUAUGUAAUAUUUGGUAAAAAAUUGACAAACGGUACUUUGUUACUGUUUAACUGUUAGCGCAUUUACUCUACUAGAGGUUUCUCAUUACAAUAUACUUUUAUGCCAAUUCAUGUCAUUAUGGUUAAUAAGUCUCGUUACAACAAAGUUUUUUCAUUUACAAAACUCACUGUAAAAUGUGCGAGCUAAUUCAUUGCACCGACCGAUUGUAACACUAAUCAAUCAUCUUCAGAUUGUUAAAUCGGACAACUGCCAGUGGCUGAGAGAAGACUGUCAGACUCCAAUUGCUAAUAAUACCGCGGUAUCUGAGCAGAUGUCGUGUCACAGUGCUUCGUUGGAUGACUUCAGACCGUCGCCUCGUGUAGCCAACAAAUUUAAGUUUGGCAGAAUCAUAAAAGAGAUUCAAGAGUCAGAGAACAAGAGCUGGUUGGUCGAUACAAGACCUUCGACCAGUGUGGAUGGUCUCUGUGAUAAGAUUAGGUACGAUGUUACUGUUUCUACUCCAGUCGUGUCGGAAAAGGCACCAGACACUUCAUGGCUUCGUAAUUACUCAAAGUCGAGUGAUGAUGUAGCCAAAGUUAAUGUGGAUCAGGUUGUUUACAUGGAUGAGGAUUCAGAUUUCUACCAUCACGAGCCAUUCUUGAAAGAGGUUGGACAGAAUAAGGAGAACAAGGUUGGAGGGGAGAAUAGUGAAUGGCUAGCCAGAUAA